UGCGCGACCGCUGCUGCUGCUGCUUGAGUUCUGAGCGACAGUGCUUGAGCUUCAAACAGUCGCGAGCGACCUCAACAGUUUUCGUCAUUACUGGAAAUUUGGAGGAUUUGAGAGGGGGAAAAAAAACUUUUCAUUCCCGUUUACAUCUUUUUAUUUCUUGGUUUUCUUUUGUGUUGUGAGAAAAACAGGCUCUUUUUUCUACUUUACGAUGUUCUCUGUCAAGUUUUUUGGUUCUGAGAGAGUUUGAAGACGGAGAUAAAUCUUUUCAUGUGUUCAACGCUGGAGUCAGCUGACGAGAUAAACUAACAAAUGAGGAACUACGAGUGUCAGCAUUCAUGUAAAUAAUAAAACAACUCAAAUACUUGAAGAGAGAGAUACAUGAAGAGAAAGAAAAGACUUUUCCCCGCUAAACGGGACACUUGAAAGUUUGUUUUGUGCGCUAGAGCACUAGAAGAUGCAUCACUGAAACAACACUGGUACCGAGUGACCGUUGCAGGGUAAUUUCUAGUCACUUGGCACCUGGCUCCAGAACAGAUGUCCAAGGAGGACCACAGCCACAGUGUCAGCCCGCCCGAACCUCCAGAUGGAGCCCAACCGGACAGCCGGCCCAUGGAAACUCUCACUGCGCCAUGUCCAGAAGGGAAUAAAACCGGUGAGCAGACAGUACAGAAUUCAAACACCCCACCCAUGGAAAAGACAGGAGACGUGGAGAAUGGCAACAACAACAGCUUGUCCCAACCGGACCUCACUAGCAGUCCUGGCAAAAGCAUAACAUAUCAACCUCAGGCACGGUCUACGCCCAUACACCCCACGCUACAUAACUCAGCCGAAUCAGCAGCACUGCUGAGGAGAGAUAGCAAGCCACACAGCAACGGGGUCAGAAAUGGAACCUUUUCACGCGCCGCCUCGUCAUCCUCCUCAUCUUCAUCCACAGCCCAUAAAAACCCCAAGAAACUGCAGUCGAACCCAUCCAUCAACAGUCAGAGCAGCAAGAGGAGCAAAGGAAGCUCCAAAUCCAACAGCUCCCAGAUCCCCAUUGAGGCCCAGGAUGAUUGCUGUGUCCACUGCAUCUUGGCCUGUCUCUUCUGCGAGUUCCUCACACUGUGCAACAUCGUGCUGGACUGCGCAACAUGCGGCUCCUGCGCAUCAGACGACUCAUGCUUCUGCUGCUGCUGCGCUUCAGAGGAAUGUGGCGACUGCGACCUGCCCUGUGACAUGGACUGCGGCAUCAUUGACGCGUGCUGCGAGUCUGCAGACUGUCUGGAGAUCUGCAUGGAGUGCUGCGGCCUGUGCUUCUCCUCUUGAGACUCCCGCAGGGGGCGCUGCCUCUUUCACUGAUUUGGGACCUGAGAAGAAACAAGCAAAGAAUGACAUCUGAUGAUCUGGAGUUGUGAGUUAGCUUUCUUUUGAACUGUCUUGCUAGGAGAAGGGUUAGUCAUCCUACACUAGUGGUGUUUUUCUGCAGUCGUCUUUAUACAUAUGAACUCUUUCUGGGCUGGUUUCUGCUUAAAAUGUUUUGUUGAGUCUGCAUUGGCAUGAUGCUGAAUACAAAUACAUCCAAAAGACUUAAGAGGCCACUGAGAAAAGCCAAAACAAAUUCAAAAAUGUCAGUGUUUGUUAGUUAUUUCAAAUCGACUUAGUGCCAGACUUUUGAUUAAUGCACAAUCCACAGCCAUCCAGUGGUUUAAGAAUUUUGCAAUGAUGCACACCAUAAAAGAGCUUGAAUUGCAACUCAGAUCCGUUGUCUCCUAAAAAGCAAUACAUAUCCAAAGAUCACAUACACAAUCAAAACUUCCCCUAUUUUGCUAUGUUAAUCCCAAAUAUAACCUCUCCAUACGCACACUUACUGUAGUACACUGGUGUAGUCCUUUGAGGAUUACAAAAGCCAUAAACUGUGAGUGUGAAACUCAUAGAUGUAUCCGAGUGGGAGAAAGAUGCGUGUAUUUAAUAUAUGGUGCCAUACUACAGUUGUAUCAUAGAUUGUAUAUAAACGUGAAAAGAAUCCUGUCACUCUCUACAUUUGGUCCUGUGAUGUUCUUACUCAAAUGAGCUUUAUUCAGUUCAAUUCAAAUGAACUUUAUUGGCAUGACUUGCACAUUAUUGCCAAAGCAUUGUCCAUUACAUGAAUAUUCUUAUUCUCACUCUUUCACUCAUCGGUCAAUCAAUCUUCUUACAUACUGGAAUAUUAUACUUUAAGCGGUUGUGAAUUGCUCUGUAUUUUUUCCAAUGUGAAAUAUCUGUUCUGUAAUUCCAAUACUUUCCAUUUAAAUCAGUUGUGUGUGAAUCUAAAUGUUAAAUUUAUGUAUCUACCUAUUGUUUUAUUGUUUUAGUGUUAGCAGUAUUAUUUUAUCUUUUCUAAAAAAAAAAAAAAAAAAAUGGAUUCCUUGCUGUCUACAUCUAGAGCAGCACAUAACUUCAACACCCAAUAAUCCAAACCAUAAACCGUACAUAAUCAUCUCACAGAAUGAUGGUGAAAAGCAGUGCAUUGAUUUGAAUUGUUUACAUUUUAAGGACACAUCUCUAUUCUUGUUUGGAGGUAGACAGGAUAUGUUUUUAACUGGACAAGACUGUACAGCAAUGGAAUAAAAGAACAGGAUGAAAGAAAUCUAUUACUGUUAUAUUUGGUGUUUGUUUUUUGUUUUUGUUUUUUUGUUUUUAUAGGAAAGAAUCCCAUUGUCUGGUAUCAGAGUUCAAACCCCAAAGUGUAUCAAAGGCAAUGGUUUGCAUUAUUUAAAUUUAGUUAAAUCUUAUUUUAUUAUUAAUUAAAAUGUAAAAAAAACCUACAAAAUAAAGAUAUACAACAUUAAGCUGCCACCAUAUUUUUGAGUUUAAUUACAACACAAGAACCAGAAAUACAUAAAAUUUGUCUUUAACAAACAAAAACAAAAAAAAAUAGGGAGCUUUGGAGUCAAAAAGGUUGAGAACCACUGAUCUAAGGUCCUUUCAUGCUGGGAAAUACAUUUGUUCUCUAAACAGCGUCUGCUUUAUUUGCUCAUAACUGAAUCACAUCAUCCACACUGGCAUCUUGUUAGCAUUUGUUACGCAUAAUCCUCAUAUUUUCGUCUUAUUUUGCAAUUAGCUGUGUGAAGUUGUGUGUUAAAGACUGCUGCUUGGACAGGCAUCGCCUCCAACCUCAUUUCUGUUGCCCAAGAAAGUUCUGUGAGGCUUGGGCAACAGAAAACAGUGCGGUUUAAUAGGCUCUUAAAGGGCUGCCAAAGUUGUUGAAAAGGAAUGUCUGUUCGAGGCAGCAGUGCAGUGUGUGAUAAGACCUUCUCUGUUACAUCUCUUGUUCACUUUG
Onychostoma macrolepis is the source of this 3298-nucleotide messenger RNA. It is a transcript of the gene mdfi, whose product is annotated as MyoD family inhibitor. Bases 535 to 1305 code for a protein of 256 amino acids. The transcript has 5 exons. The record is from RefSeq and is a predicted model, not a curated record. NCBI's taxonomy places the organism in Eukaryota, Metazoa, Chordata, Actinopteri, Cypriniformes, Cyprinidae.